Molecule: messenger RNA, 1896 nt
Organism: Hyaloscypha bicolor E
Lineage: Eukaryota; Fungi; Ascomycota; Leotiomycetes; Helotiales; Hyaloscyphaceae
Product: glyoxal oxidase
Exons: 4
Coding region: 50-1789 (579 amino acids)
Source: RefSeq, a predicted model, not a curated record
GGUACUUGCGGAGCCGCAAACGGUAACACCGUUUGCGGGAACUGGCCAAAUGGCAAUUGCUGUAGUAUGUACGGAUUCUGGUAAGACACUUCUCAGUCCCCAUUGUACUAUCCACUCACAUUCUUCUCUUCAAAGCGGCAACACCGAUGCCCACUGCGGAGCCGGCUGUCAAUCUGGCAACUGCCUGAACGCUCCAGUUGUCGCUGCUCCCGGUCCCAAGCCAGCGCCGGCUGCACCAGAUGGAGGCUCCUUCAAUGUUGUUGGCGAUUCCGGAGUUCCAGCAAUGCACGCUGCCCUGAUGCCCAAUGGUCAAGUAAUGUUCCUCGACAAGCUAGAAAACUACACCAAAUUGAGGACCGCGGAUGGCUACUUUGCUAUGUCUUCGGAAUACGACCCACAAUCGAACAAAGCUGUUCCACUUGCCUACUUGACAAAUGCUUUCUGCUCUGGAGGCACUUUUUUAGCAGAUGGCCGCGUCAUCUCUGUUGGAGGUAAUGCUCCAUUGACCUGGCUGGAUCCGAAUAUUGGGGACGGUUUUACUGCAAUUCGAUAUCUGCAAAGAUCUUCAUCAGAUGCAAGUCUCAACGGCCAAGAUUGGAAGGAGCCUGGGAACAAGCUAGCCAGCGCUCGCUGGUAUGCGACUGCCCAGACCAUGCCCGACGGUACCGUCUUCGUUGCAUCUGGCAGCUUGAAUGGUCUCAACCCAACUGUGCUCUCGAACAACAAUCCCACAUACGAGAUCCUCAGCCCGGGUGGCGUGACUCAAGGCAACAACAUCCCGAUGGACAUUUUGGCAAAGAAUCAACCGUACUAUAUGUAUCCAUUCGUUCACCUGCUCAGGGAUGGUACAUUGUUUGUGUUCGUCUCCAAGGCCUGCCAGAUCUUCAACGUCGGUACGAACACUAUCGUCAAGGAGCUUCCGGAUCUCCCAGGAGAUUACCGUACAUACCCGAACACUGGUGGGAGUGUGCUGCUGCCACUUUCUAGUGCCAAUAAUUGGAACCCAGACAUCAUCAUCUGCGGUGGCGGUGCAUAUCAAGAUAUUACCAGCCCGACAGAUCCCAGCUGUGGACGCAUUCAACCACUGAGUGCCAACCCACAAUGGGAGAUGGACGCAAUGCCUGAGGGCCGUGGAAUGGUUGAAGGCACUUUGCUUCCAGACGGCACAGUCGUUUGGCUCAACGGAGGCAAUCGCGGGGCUCAAGGAUUCGGGCUCAUGGCAGCUCCAACAUAUGAAGCUCUUUUGUACGACCCCGCCAAGCCGCUUGGUCAACGAUGGUCAACGCUCGCCAGCUCCGGAAUUGCUCGACUCUAUCAUUCCGUUGCUCUUCUCCUUCUUGACGGUACAAUUAUGGUAACUGGCUCCAACCCAGUAGAGAUGCCCAUCCUUCAACCUGACGCGGCAAAUCCGUUUGUCACUGACUUCCGGGUUGAGAACUAUGUUCCUCCGUAUCUCCAGGGCGAGAGAGCCAACCAACGUCCGACCAAUAUUGUCCUUUCCUCGAAGACAGUUACUCCUGGCGGCCAAUUCGACCUCUCAUUCCAGGUACUUCCAAACUCACAGCAGGUCGAGGUAGUGUUGUAUCAUGGUGGAUUCGUUACUCACUCCGUCCAUAUGGGCCACCGGAUGAUCCAGUUGGAUGUGGCAGGUUGGGCACCGGGUGGAACGAGUCAACACUUGACCGUGACCAGUCCACCGAACCACAACGUCGCGCCUCCAGGACCGUACGUGGUAUAUGUACUGUGCGAUGGGACUCCUGGAAUUGGUCAGUUUGUUCAGGUUGUUUAGGCGGUGGCAGGGACAACUGCUCGUGAUUUGUUGCAUAGUGUUGGCGCGUAGCGAUGAAACGAAUUGCAUUGGCUGGGGGAACAUCGCAUAGACCAAUGAACCAACCC